Helianthus annuus (common sunflower) is the source of this 1272-nucleotide messenger RNA. RefSeq names its product protein FAR1-RELATED SEQUENCE 5-like. Lineage: Eukaryota; Viridiplantae; Streptophyta; Magnoliopsida; Asterales; Asteraceae. The record is from RefSeq and is a predicted model, not a curated record. The transcript is spliced from 3 exons. Gene Ontology annotation, biological process: regulation of DNA-templated transcription. Gene Ontology annotation, molecular function: zinc ion binding. The coding region runs from base 1 to 1272 and encodes 423 amino acids.
AUGAAAAUUGCCUUCCGAGAUGUUUUCCCAGAUACCAGACAUCGUUUGUGUAUGUGGCAUAUAAUGAUCAAAGUUUCUGAAAAGGUUGGUACUGAGCUAUCACAAGAUGAGGUUUUUAAAGAAGAUAUAUGUGAUGUUGUAUGGACUGAUGCUCUUGAACCAGCACAGUUUGAGACACAAUGGUGUGAUUUAAUGAUUAAGUACAACCUUACUAGUAACAGCUGGCUGUCUGAUAUGUACAACCUCAGAUCAGAUUGGAUUCCUGCAUACUAUCGUCAUGAACAUAUGUCCGGUCUUAUGCGUACAACAUCUAGGUCUGAGAGUGAAAAUCAUUUUUUUGGUCAAUUAACCAACACAAAAUUGUCAUUAGUUGAGUUUUUGAGCCAUUUUGAUACUGCAAUGGAAUCUCAGAGGUUUAAGCGCAGCAAACGUGAUCAUGAUACCAGAUACACACAACCUCGCAUGAAAACCAAUUAUGAAUUAGAACUGGAAGCUGCAAAGAUUUAUACUCGGGGGAUAUUUUUUGAUGUUCAAGAAGAAAUUCGACUUGCUUGCAAGAAUUGUAUGUGCAGGCGUGAAGAAGAAGUUGGUGAUUCAAUUAAGUUUUAUAUUCUACAGGUCAAUCUUCCUGGCCUUCAUGAGGUUCUUUUUACUCCUAAGGAUAUGGUAAUUAAAUGCAGCUGCAACCGAUAUGAGCAGUAUGGUUUGCUAUGUAGGCAUGCCUUUUGUGUUCUUCGUCUUUGUGGUAUAAAGGAGUUCCCUAAAAAAUAUGUUAUGGGGCGUUGGACAAGAGAUGUUGUUCCAAAAAAGACAAAAGUUUCGAGUUUUGAUCAAAAUGCUGCUGGUAAUCAAGUUGAACGUGCUUCCAGCAUUGUGCGUGAGAUAAUGACUGCAACUGAACAUAUUGUUAACCGUCUUGUUACAAAUAUUGACCUGUUAUCGUUGUAUAGAGACCAAGUGAUCGAGUCGAAGUUGAAGGUUGAUUCUGCUGACCUUCCUGCAGAAUCACUUGACAAGAAUGCAAGAUUAGCUAAUAUUCUUCAUGCUGAUCAGCCAUGUUCAUCGUCUUCUGCUACCAUUCUUCCACCUAGUGGUAUUAGAAACAAGGGGUGUGGUUCAAACAAACGCUUAAAGUCUUUUCGUGAGGUAUCAUCUUCAAGAAUAUCAAAGAAAACUAAAACUAGAGGUUGUUUGAUAUGUGGAGGUCAUGGACAUAAUAGUCGGACUUGUAAGAUGAAGACUACUGUUGUUGAUUCCCAGAAGAGCAGUUAG